AGCGAUAUGGUAAAAGUGCCUUCAUUGUGAGGAACUCCCAGCCUGCAUGAAUUGAACUAAUUGCUGCCAUGGUAACCAGCUUACUAUUGAAGCUAGAUCCUCUUUAGCUGCUGUGACCAGGUAUCUAGCAAAGAUUUCAUGUGCUGCAGGGUGAGGAAUACGCCAGCUCAAUGGAUGUCAUGGAGGAAAACAUGUCACCAAAGAAGAUGCUUGAGAAAAUUGCAGAGCUGGAAUACAGUCAGAGUCUGCUGAGAGCUCAAAAUGCUGACAUGAGGAAAUUGCUGGAUGCCGCAGAUGAUGACAUGGCAGCGCUGGGCUCAGAGAAUAAGUCCCUCAGAAAACUAGUUGAAACCAUGGAGAACUUUUUCCAAGACUUGCAACAGACUGAAGCAGAGCCUUGCAUAGCUCUGGCAGAUGACUUUGAGGCACAUAGAUGGAAUGUAGAAAAGAUCCAUGAAUUGGAGAAGGAAUCCACCGUAAUGAAGGAACAAUAUGAGAAACUAACUGCAAAGCUCAAAAGCCUCCAGAAAGAGAUAGACCAGGACAAGCUCACUUUGAGCAACCUGAAGUUUGAAAUUCAGGGCUUGAAGUUUCAAAGGGAAGAGGACCAGUCAAAACUGGAGCACAAGGAUGAGGUUAUUCAUCAGAUAGACUUGCAGUUGAAGCAGUUAAAUGAAACUGUGGAAGAGUGCUUCAACAACAUAAAGGACCUCAGGCAGACAACGCAGGAGCUGAGUAAGCAGAUGGAGGACAGACGAGAUGAGGCCACAUUUGACCUGAUGAGAGAGAAGGAACGAGUGCCCGACCGCCCUCUGUCCUUUGCAGAGGAAAUUAAACUGCUGGCCUCAACAGCUGAAGUGAAUGACGGCAUGACAAACUCCACAAAUCUUGGAAAUUGUCUACAGGAGGAACCUGAGACUGAGGAGCUGCUGAAACCUCAUCUUCUCACAGUUAACCUUCAGUCUAAAAGAUGCCCAGGUACUUUGGAGGCAGCGAUCUGGAGAGUAGGUUUCUUUAUGCUGUGCAUCUUCAUUCUCAUGAUUUUAGCCAUUGUGGCUUCAGGAUGCUUUGUAGGAACAUCUGACUUCUCUUCCAUCACCACUUUGUGGGCUAGCGCCCACCUGAUGUUACAGCCCUACUUGAGUGUACAGUAUGGGGCCUUGCCUCCCAUUUGAGCUUAACUCUCUCUCUGGUCUGUUCUUGUAUUUCUGUUCUUGUAUUUUUUGUAAACAUGAGUUCAGAAAACAAACAAAUAAAACUUCAGCCUCAGGGUCUUGGAUGAGCUUGCUGACUGUCU
Oreochromis niloticus (Nile tilapia) is the source of this 1297-nucleotide messenger RNA. RefSeq names its product coiled-coil domain-containing protein 102A. NCBI's taxonomy places the organism in Eukaryota, Metazoa, Chordata, Actinopteri, Cichliformes, Cichlidae. Gene Ontology annotation, cellular component: meiotic nuclear membrane microtubule tethering complex; nuclear outer membrane; chromosome, telomeric region. Gene Ontology annotation, biological process: actin filament organization; spindle assembly; spindle localization. Bases 171 to 1175 code for a protein of 334 amino acids. The transcript is spliced from 12 exons. Gene Ontology annotation, molecular function: dynein complex binding. The record is from RefSeq and is a predicted model, not a curated record.